AUGACAUUUGUCCUGAUUGAGUCUAUUUUGGGACAAUAUGGGUACAAUCCAAGUGAUUUGAUUUACGUUAGGGACGUUACCAAAAAUCUAGUGGAUGGUUUACAACUAGUUUCCUCGGAUUAUGAUGUGGCGUAUCUGGUUUCCAAACAUGUGGAUACUCCUGUUGUAGAGCUUUAUAUUGUUUCUUUCCAAAGUAAUGUAGGGGAGGAUGGGGAAGAAUGGGAAAAUGAUAAAGAGGGAGAUGAUGGAGGUAGGGUUGAUUAUAACGACACAUGGUGGGAUGAUAAAAUAAGUGAUGAUGAAGAUGUUUUUGAUUACCUGGUGGAUAGUGCCGGCUCCCCAACAAUGCUUGAAACGGAUGAGGGUGUGGAGGGUGAUCGGGAGGAUAGGGAUAAGGAUGGGGAUGGGAAUGGGGAUGAGGAUGGGGAUGGUGAUGAUGGUGCUGAUGUAGAGGGUGGGGGUGGGGUGAGAGAGUAG
Alnus glutinosa is the source of this 477-nucleotide messenger RNA. RefSeq lists its product as uncharacterized. Bases 1 to 477 code for a protein of 158 amino acids. The transcript has a single exon. NCBI's taxonomy places the organism in Eukaryota, Viridiplantae, Streptophyta, Magnoliopsida, Fagales, Betulaceae. The record is from RefSeq and is a predicted model, not a curated record.